This is a messenger RNA of Pangasianodon hypophthalmus (striped catfish), 7020 nucleotides long. RefSeq lists its product as uncharacterized. Bases 226 to 5412 code for a protein of 1728 amino acids. The record is from RefSeq and is a predicted model, not a curated record. The transcript is spliced from 20 exons. NCBI's taxonomy places the organism in Eukaryota, Metazoa, Chordata, Actinopteri, Siluriformes, Pangasiidae.
UAAACGCGCUGUGUUGCUCCGGUGCACCGGGAGUUUUUCAGCUCGCGCUGGUCCUCACGCCGGAGCAACAUGGCGGCGAGCGCGCGCAUCUCCGAGUCUACAGUCAGUUCUGCAGGAGGAACAACAGCUUUCCGUCAGGAUCCAUAAAAUACACACACACUAACACACACACACUAACACACACACCGGAACUCCGGUCUGAGAGCGGCGGAGCCUCGCGCCAACAUGAGCGACUGUAAUACAGAGGUGAGGUUUUGUCCGUCUCUGCCCUCAGAGCGUGUUCUCUGCUCCGGCGCCGUCACGUUCCCCGGUGUGUUCGAUCAGCUCGGAUGUGCGCUGGUCAUUUUUCCGGCUGAAUUUCAGAAUAAACUGCUGUGUGAUGUCACUAAAGAGGAAGUGGCCGAGUUUGUGUUUUACUGUCUGCGCCUGCACAAUAAGAGCAGGUCGGAGUGUUUGGUGUCGGUGGUCGCUGAUCUGAGAGAAGCUUCACUCGCCGUGACCAGACGCAUCGCUGAAAUCCUCCUCCUGCUGCAGCUCCACAAGCGCACCGUGCUCUCCUUCUACGCCGUUCAGCCCAAAAAGCGAGACGUCCAGAAGCUGCUGCAGAAACUCCUGAAUCCGUCCAAACGCUCGACGAUGACGACGACGCCGGCGCCGGUUAAGUGUGUUUUCCUCAGAGAAGUGUUCGAGCUGUGUAACUACGUGGAUCGCAGUCAGCUGACCGCUAAUCUGGGAGGAUAUUUUAUCUACAGCCACGAGAGCUGGGUUUCCUUCAUCAAAGAGAUGGACAGUUUUGUGCAGGAGUUUGUGGCUGUGGUGAGGAAGUUGCCGGUGUGUAUCAGCGCUCUGCAGGAUUUCUCUAAACUCUCCGUUCCUACUGAGUACGAAUCUCUCGCUGUUUUCUGCUCGACCAAUCAGGCGCGACUGGAGCACCUUCGCAGAGAUCUGGGUCUGGAUGCCUUGUUGAGGAGGUGUGAGUGUGUGUUGGAGAAGUUUCGUUACCCUGAGAGGGAUCCGUGUUACCAGGCCAUGGUGGGAACGGUUCUCUUCACACACACUGCUCUGGAGAUGCUGCAGAACUAUGACCGAAUCCGGGCGGCGGUGGAGAAAGUGGAGUUGCUGUGGAGACGUGUUUUCUCCAACGCUCGUCUCCGACUGCACGUCCUCCAGCUUCAGAAAGAUGCACAACAGGUUGUGUGUGAGAUGGAGCGCGUUAUGCAGAAGAUGCAGUCGUACACACCUGAGACACUUCGUGACUCUAACAGAGCCGAAACACUGCGGAUGGAGUUCAGCACGUCUGUUUACACACACGCGGCGGUGCUGGUGCGUCGUGCUGAGGAUUUGUUAAACACUGUAUCAGAGACGGUGGUUUUCAGACAGAGCCGUGAAGGACACGAGUGGAUAAAUGAGCUGGAGAAACAGACUGACCAGCUCAGAGCAGUCAUGGAGUUACAGAACAGGAACCUGAACACCAUCUGCACCUUUCAUCACUGCUACCAUAAAAUCCAGAAGUGGUACCAUGUGGCAGUGUGUGAGAGCUUCCUACAGGAUCUGCUGUGGAGAACUUGCUCGAACAAACAUGACAAUGAGGAAACUCUUCUCUCGCAAAAGCAAAGUGAAGUGUUAUCUGUGAUUGAGGAGUUUCUCAGGUUGCAUCCUCCUCCUGAACUGGAUGAGCUAAUGCAGUUAGCACACCUGGCUAAAAUCAUACCUGAUACACACCUGGAGAAUGCAGGAAAGCAGCUUGCACAGAGGUGUACGAGUUUACGCAAGUUGUUGAUAUCUCCUGGUUCUGCGACAUUUCGUGACCUGCAGCUGGCUCUGCAAUGGCAGUACGAGUAUCUAAAGGGCAAAAAUGAAACUGCAGAUUCAACCUCUGACCUUCAUACUCGGAAAAAUAUUUGUGCCCAGAAUGGACUUAGAGAUUCAGACUUCUUUCCAUGCUCUGUAAAUGGCAACGGUUUGACAAGACUUGAUGGUCCAAAUUAUCCUCUGCUACUUCAGUCCGGAGCAAAGCCACCAUCUCUCAGCUCCUUUGAUUCCGGGUUUGACGGAGCAGGAAGUGGACAUCUUGAAACAGGAGGUGGGAAGACGUGCCAAGAUGAGGCAUCCAGACCAAAAUCUACUCAUCUGCAUGUCAGUGAGGAGAAUGUUUCCAGCAUAUCUGAGGGUCUUACUGAGGAGAAAUCACUUGGAGCCCCAAGUAUCCGCAUCAUUCCAAAUGCAAGUGGCAACUCUGUAAACUUCGAGAUCACAGUGAAACGCUCAGCCACGCUUCCCAAAAACCCCUGGCUGAGUCUUCCUGUAGAUGAUCUGGAGAAUUGCUACACUGUGAUCAUCUCUCCCAGCCAGCAAAGGGCGACUAGAAGCUGCGAUCAGUUAACGCAGACCACCGAUACAAGUGUGUGCGAUUUUCAGGAUCAGACCACCGAGUGGAGCCCCAUGCACAACGUUCUCUCAAGCACGAUUACCGAUGGAGGGCAUGGAGCUGAAACAUCGGAGAGCAUGCCCACUCUCCUCUGGGACUCGUAUGACCUCCAUGACCUCAUGCAUGACUCUGAUAGCAUGUUGCUCGGCGAGUCGGCGUGUGAAUGGGAAAUGAAAGAGCAGCAAGAGCUCCGGGCCGUGGAGGAAACGCUGAGCCGAGCAGCUGGAAUCCUGCAAGAGGAGGAGAGCGUUCUUGCUCAGGAGGAGAUCUUGGAUGUCCUACUGGAAUCAGACAAUCCAGAUAGAUUGUGGCCUUCAUGGAGCAAAGAUUGUCAAUUUACUCAGAUGACAUCCAGUGACUUGGCUGAAGCAGGUGUGAUUGGAUUGGAGGACGAUCUUGACGCCCUGAAUUUUGGAUAUGAUGAUAUUUUGCCUCAGGAAAGUCCAAGAGUUAUUCAGAGUGAUAGUGAUCCUCCUUCAGAACCAGGUUCUGACCCACUCCUUCAUCUUGAACCGAAAAAUGGAGGUCCUGAUAGAUUGGAGCUUUUGAAGGAGAUAGAAAAUCUGAAGGUCUUAGAGGAAAAGAUUGUUGAGGAGAACCUGAAAAUCAAUGAGCUGCGUCACUGUGAAUCUGAGGAAAGAAUGUCCUCUCAGAGCCUCAGUGAGGACAAGAAGAGGUUCCUUGAGAAACUUGAGCAAGAGAAGAAAGAAGUGGAGGAGAUGGAGAGGAACCUGAGCAGGGAGAUGAAGAAAAGCAAGCUAAAGCGUCCGAGCAGGAGUCGUAAAAUUGUGACCUGUUCCAUAAUGGGAAGAGCUUCAGUGUUGAAGGAUGAUGAAGCUCUUCUGAUGAACUGCAGAAGAUCAGCACAAGAUGCACAAGUCCUCAAUCAUGGGCAGCCAUGUUUAGAGGAACCCACCAACCAUCAACCUACAGACUUGGCUACAGACAAUCAUGUUCAGCACAAAUGUUCAGAUCCAGAAGCGUCAAUCAGUUCUAAAUGUUCUAAUGUAGCUACAGAUUCUUCAACCAAUGACUGCUUAAACACGUGCUUAACUUCUCAGGAUCAGCAGAAUAUUGACUCUACUGAUUCAUCCAUAUCAGUCACUGUGCCUUCUGUCAUGGCAGAUGGUGUUUUCCGACAUGAUGUUGAGACAAAAGAAAUGUCAGACUUGGUAUCUUCAGUCACAGAUCUUUCUGAAGCUCAAGAUCCUGCUAUUAGAGAACUGAAAAAUCUAUCAGAGCCUCUUGAUACGAGAGAACAGACAUGUAUGCACUUGGAUCCUUCAGAAACCUUAGACACAAGUGAACAGUGUAAUGAAGAUCCCAAGGUGGAAACUUUAACAUCAGAGGAAGUAUCGUCUCCUGCAUUCGAUCCUGGUGGUCCAACACCUCUUCCUCAAACACCUAGACUGGAUAAACAGAUAAGCACAGAUUCUGAAGAAAAUGCAUCUGGUGCUAUAAAUCAGACUGCCAUUUCCACACCUUUGGCGUCAUCUGUUGGUCCAAAUCCAAAAGAACGCAAAAAUCCUCCAUGUAGAACAUCACCAAUAGAGCUCCAACACCAUAAUACCAACAAUAACAACCUUCACACUGUGGAUCUUAAUGUUGGUGUGGCGAAUGUGCCUGAAGAACCUGCAAAUUCUGAAUGUAUCAACAGAGCUGAAGAUCAAAAACCAGAGGCGUGGUGUGACGGUCCGAUCUCCAGAACUCAAUCGCCUCUGCUUGAAACGUCAGAGUCUUGUGGAUCGGUGGAGAACAAUGAGGCGGAAGUUCAAGUUCAUCACGCUGACAGUUCAUUAACGAGACGUGUCUGCAGAUCACCGGUCCAGCAACAGUUUCAGAUCUGCACUAGAGAGAUGAGUGAUUUUCAGACCCCUGUGGUGCUGGACAUCGGUUCCAGUUUGGUGAAAGCCGGAUUUGCUGACCAGGACCUGCCCACCACCAUGUUCCCCACCGCUAUUGGCCUGCCCAAGUACGAGGAGGUGAUGAGUGGCAGUGUGGCGCGCGGUGUGUACGUGGGACACGACGCCCAGCACAUGAGGGGUGUGUUAACGCUUCAUUACCCAAUGAGGAACGGCAUCGUGUCCAACUGGGAUCAGAUGGAGAUGAUCUGGAGUCAUGCCUUUGAGCAGUUGCGUGUGUGUAGUGAGGAUCACCCUGUGUUGCUGACGGAGGGAGCAAUGAGCACACACGAGAGCCGCCAGCGUUCCAUCCAGCUCAUGUUCGAGUCCUUUAACGUUCCACUUGCGUACAUGGCGAUGCAGCCUGUACUGGCACUGUACACAACGGGCCGGACCACUGGCGUGGUGUUUGACUCCGGAGACGGUGUGAGUCACAGCGUCCCCGUGUUCGAAGGUUACUGUCUCCCUCACGCUGUUCAGCGCUUUAAUCUGGCAGGAGCCGACGUCACGCUGCACCUCAAACAGCUGCUGACGGAGCAGGGUGUGUGCAUGCGGACGUCGGCCGAGAUGGAGAUUGUGCGUGAGAUCAAGGAAAGAUGCUGCUGUGUGGCUUUAAACUAUGAGGCGGAGCUUAGUGGAGGAGGCGGGGCCAGUGCACAGGUGCAUUACACUCUACCUGACGGACAUAUGGUCUCCUUGACGACGGAAAGGUUCAGAGCGCCGGAGAUUCUGUUCAAGCCGGAGUUGAUUGGUCAGGAUUAUUAUGGGAUGCACGAGAGCAUUUUCAAAUCGGUUCUCCAGUCGGACAUUGACCUGCGCAGGGACUUGGUGGGAAAUAUUGUCCUCUCAGGUGGAAACACCUUGCUGACUGGGCUUCCUGAGCGUCUGCAGUGUGAGAUCAGUCGUUUGGCCCCUGCAGGUUUGGGUGAGAGGGUAAAGGUCACGAGUCCUAGAGAUCGGGAUUUCUCUGUGUGGAGAGGAGGAGCUAUACUCGCCAGCAUGCCGUCAUUCUCCUCUGCCUGGAUCAGUCACGACGAGUACGACGAAUUUGGACCCCAGAUUGUCUUCAGGAAGUGUUUCUGAGCCGGUCUACAGGACCUGCUUCAGAGCGGAGACCUUUCAGAAAAGCCAAAUGGGAAGUGCUUCAGACACGUUUUCUUUUUUUUUUCUUAAGGAAUGUGAAGAAUUUUGCUACAAAUCAUCUUCAGGAAAGGUGCACUCUCACCGCGAGAAGUCUCUACAGGGUUCUCCUUCUUCACGGAAGGGUUUUCUGGAGGCUACCUUUUCUUGAAAGGAGUCUGAAGGGUGCACUUAUUUACGAGAAGGAGUCUGUUAGGUAGACCUUCUUGCUGGAAGCAGACUCCUUCAGGAUGCACCUUGUCGCUGUGGGGUUCCUUGUUGCUGCUGGUGUCCCUGGGAGUGCUGAUUAAGGUCUGUAGACCUCCUUCACCAUGUUUCUAAACACCCUUUUUGGGAAGGAACUUAAUGACUCCCUUCAGGAGGUGCCUCUGAGGUGUUUACACCCCUGAUCAUCUUCAGGGAUGGACUGAGCAACCAUCGCUGCCCUCCAGAAGACUCGGGUCAGACCUCAAUCUCUAACAGGUCUUUUUCUAGCAUGCUUGGAAGAUUCCGCUUUCUUCUGACUGAAUUGUUGAUCGUGGUGCCAAAUUUAAGUGGAAAUUCUUUCUGAAGUGAUUUUUUUUUUUUUUUGACUUUUUAUUGUUUGUGUUCCUUGGUGAGCUUUAAUGUCUCUUGCAAGGUUUGAAGGAUGAAUGAAAUAAUUCAGAUGUUUUUUUUUUUUUUGUGUUGCGUCAAUCACACACCUCCAGAAUGUCUUCAAAUUCCUUAAAUAUAUAUUUUUAUAAUAAUGAAAUCGGGUUAUUGAAAGAUUAAGUAUAUUUAUGUGAAUAUAAGCUGAAGCUAUAAAUGUUUACAUGUUGUUGUGGUGCUUUAAAUGUGGAUUUUUGCGUCUGUAAAUGAGAUGAAGAUGAACAGAUUUUACACUUUUACCCGAUUGUAUCUUCGUGAACAUGCGCCUGCGUCACGUCACACACUUUACUCAUCGUUUAUCGUUGGUUUGUGCGUGCUUGUGUCCAUUAUCUUCUUGUUUGUGUGCUGUAUUGAUAAAUACAUACUGGAUUGAUUUUGUUGUUUUUUUUUUUUUUUUGUAAAGCUGUGUGUUGGACAUGUGACGCUCGGUGUGUCACGAUAGUCAGUUUUUGUAUCAUUUAUCACAACUUUCCCAUUUUGAUGGACAUCAUUUAAAGCAAGGUUUGUUCUUGACUAGCUGGUUAGCUAGCAUGACUUAACCAUGUCAACACAAAUAUGACAGUUUCUCAAUUUUUGUCUCCCAUGACGAUGUUUUGUUUAUGAUCAUCACGAUACAUCGUACAGCGCAUCCUCGCUGUCCUGAUCGAACCUCCUCUGGUUUGCUGAGAUGUUUUCACGUUUAUUUGUGUGGUUAUUUUCACGUCGUGUGUGUAAACCUUCACUGGGAUUGAAGUGGGAUAUAAUUCAGUAAUGUAAAUAUUGCACUUACCAGAGGACAAAGGUCAGAGGUCAGAGGAGAUGUUUAAUGUCGUCUCAGUCUGCAGAAACAUUCAUGUUUGUCGCAAAUCCAAAUCUCGCACCACUGUGUGUUUAUAUCUGCGAUGUGACCUGUUUUUAAAUAAUAAAUAUUUUAAUUUAAAA